CUUGAUUAACCAAAACAGUGUUUUAACUUUGGACCGGGAGGGAUAAACUAGAACCAAAGACGACCUAUAUAAACACCGCCACUGCCCUAAUUUGAUGUGCAAUCGGUCAAGCACCUCAAAACCCUAUCCCCGUCUCUUCUCAGCGUCUGCUUCUCUCAGAUCUGUAGAGAACUUGAAACCUGAUAACAUGGCCCACAAGAGAAACGAAUUCGGAGAUGGCGCUAGCCCGGGAAAAAUCUUCAUCGGGGGUCUGGCAAAAGAUACAACCUUAGAUCAAUUUGUGAAGUACUUCGGGAAGUAUGGGGAAAUUACGGACUCAGUUAUUAUGAAAGAUCGCCAAACAGGAAGACCCAGAGGAUUUGGGUUCAUUACAUACGAAAAUCCUUCAGUAGUCGACACUGUUAUUGCUGAAACUCAUAUAAUCAAUGACAAACAAGUUGAGAUAAAGAGGACUAUUCCCAAAGGAUCCUCUGAAUCUAAGGAUUUCAAGACAAAGAAAAUCUUUGUUGGAGGAAUUCCUACUUCUAUGUCUGAAGAUGAGUUCAAGGAUUUCUUCUCCAAGUAUGGGAAAGUAACUGAACAUGAAAUCAUAAGAGACCAUGUGACAAAGAGAUCAAGAGGCUUUGGAUUUGUUGUAUUCGACAAUGAUCAAGUAGUUGACACAGUACUGGCUGAUGGAAAUAUGAUUGAUAUGAUGGGUACCCAGGUUGAGAUCAAGAAAGCAGAACCAAAGAAACCCUCAAACCCUGCACCUGCUCCUGCUUAUGGUAGUAACCCUAGGGGUCGUGGUUAUGGAGAUAGUUAUGGUGGGUUUGAUAAUUCCUAUCCAAGUUAUGGCAGUGGAGGUUUUGGCCCUGCCGCCCCUUAUAGGUCUUAUGGUGGAGGUCUCGGUGGUAGGUUUGGUGAUUAUCCUCCUAUUGGUGGUGGUGAAUUUGGGGCUCGCUAUGGUGAUUACGGUGCUAGUGAAUUUGGCGGGUAUCGGGGAGGAGAGCCCCCACUCAGCAGCUACUCGAGUCGCUUUGGCUCAUAUGGGAGUGGUGGCGGCGGUGGCUUUGGUGGUGGGGGUUAUGGUGGAGGUGGGCUAGGUGGGUAUGGACGUGGAGGUGGUUAUGGUGGGUACGGUGGGGCUGGUGGGGCAGGUGCAGGUGCAGGAUAUGAUUCUGGUCCUGGUGCCGGUUAUGGUGGACCAGCAGGCUUAUAUGGAAGUAGGGGAGGCUAUAGUGGUGGUGGGCGUUAUCAUCCAUAUGCCAGGUAGAUGGGUCCUAUUAAUAAGGCAAGUCUUCACCAUAGGAGAGUUCCCAUUCAGGUUAUUGCAUCUUGUGCCCCCAGGUUGAGAUUAGAUAUUCAGAGCACUAAGCAAGGAUAUGCCGAAACAUUGGAAGAACGAACCAUUAGUUUGUUUCAAUCUACUUGUGUCUUAGAUCAUUCUCAUGUUGUUAGUGUUGUUUUGUCAAUUAGUUAGAUGUUUCUUAUGUUAUGAAGGAAGCACGAGUCGUUUAGAACUCACUAAGAGACUUUUUACUGUAUUUCUAAGGUGGAUUUGAUAGACAUAAGUACUUUCUAUGAAGCUUUUGUGACUUUAUUUAGCUACUAUAUAAGCAGUGUUUGUAAGAUUAGUGAUCCUGAUUUUCAGCACAGAAUUAGGCCAUUAGAUGUCUCCACAAGUAAUUUUUUUUUAGUGUUAUAUAUAUACGUAGUAUGUAUCAGCUAGCUGAUCACCAAAUACUUCAGUGCCAAUUCUUUAAACUUGAAUUAGGGGGCUUACAAGUGGGACAUCUAUGUUUUGGAUUAGGACUAUUACCUAGUAGAAAUGUCAUCUAUAGCUAUUACUCUUUCGAUCCCAAAAUAAUGAGUAGUAACAUAUUUUGUCUUUAGGCUUUGUGCUAUUCCAAAAUGAAGUUUAUUUUCCCUUUCUUUCAAAUAAUUCUAUACACCCUUCAUAGAUUAUCCUUCCUUUUACUUGAAAGUUGAAACCUACAACUUUGUCAUUUAAGUAUUUCUGUAUUCCAUACCAUUUUCUUGAUCUAUGAGCUCAAGGUUUCACCAUUUAGUAAUAAGUAGUAGGCGACCAGUAUAAUCUAUUGCGUUAUAAUUUGUAAUUAUUGCAUAGUUUUAGGUGUUUUGCUUUUGCCACAUUGAGCUGAUGCUAUCAGCCUUCACUCCACAUCAAUUUCCCCGUUCUCUAAUCUUUUCUGGUUGCAGGGUUGCUCAAUACAGCUGAUUAAGAUUCAUGUUGUCUUCAGCCCUAACCCCCACACCCCCCUCCCGAUACUUUUUUGUUGAAGAUGUAUUUUCAAAUUUCAAUAGUGAUUUCUUAUUUAUGUAAUUUUCAAAAUAUUUAAUACUUGUGAAACUGUUUUCAAAAUAUUGUAUGAUAUUGCCGUAAUUUAAUUUCAUACUGCUCGUGUUGUGGUUCUUUG
This is a messenger RNA of Cuscuta europaea, 2420 nucleotides long. NCBI's taxonomy places the organism in Eukaryota, Viridiplantae, Streptophyta, Magnoliopsida, Solanales, Convolvulaceae. The record is from the annotation of a GenBank genome assembly.